AUGUAUCUGUAUCUGGCAGUGCAGUGUCUACAUAUAUACUCACCCCGCUUUUUUUUUGGUUUGCGUAUCGGACAGUUUCACAAAAAAGUAGAUCUCAUCCGUGAUGAGAUUGCCACUGUAGAAAGGAAUAUAGAAAACAUCGCCGAGAAGCAUGGGCAGGCAUUAGCCGCCAUCAGUGAAAAACAGGGACAAAUGAGGAAUGAAGAGUUGGAUCAGGUGAUGGGAGAAAUCAGUCGGUCGGCCAAUCGCGUGCGCAAAGAACUUAAACUCAUGGACUCAGAAAUCAAAGCAAUCCCCGAGGACCAGGCAGGCACAGCCGACACGCGCAUGAUGAAACAACAGCAUUCAACGUUAUCGAGAAAGUUCGUGGAGGUGAUGACGGAAUACAACGACGUGCAAACGAAGUACAAACAGAAAUACAGAGACAGAGUCAAACGCCAGUUUAAAAUCG
Messenger RNA from Sphaeroforma arctica JP610, 451 nucleotides. RefSeq lists its product as hypothetical. The transcript is spliced from 3 exons. Gene Ontology annotation, molecular function: SNAP receptor activity; SNARE binding. Gene Ontology annotation, biological process: intracellular protein transport; vesicle fusion; exocytosis. Lineage: Eukaryota; Ichthyosporea; Ichthyophonida. The annotation marks the transcript as partial. The record is from RefSeq and is a predicted model, not a curated record. Gene Ontology annotation, cellular component: SNARE complex; plasma membrane; endomembrane system.